Messenger RNA from Juglans microcarpa x Juglans regia, 1942 nucleotides. RefSeq names its product cytochrome P450 CYP749A22-like. Gene Ontology annotation, molecular function: oxidoreductase activity, acting on paired donors, with incorporation or reduction of molecular oxygen; iron ion binding; monooxygenase activity. The transcript has 5 exons. Bases 215 to 1768 code for a protein of 517 amino acids. Lineage: Eukaryota; Viridiplantae; Streptophyta; Magnoliopsida; Fagales; Juglandaceae. The record is from RefSeq and is a predicted model, not a curated record.
AGUAUUUGAGGCAUUAAGCAGGAAGCCACAACGUCAUGUAUGAAGUGGCAGCCGUUCAAUUUCAAUUAUAAAACAAUAUCCCUUCUCCUUGCAGGUUCUCCAAUUCAUUUCGUUGACUCUGUACAAACAAUUCAUCCCAAAGUUGAAGAGAAAGCAAGAAGAGUGAGGAAUUGAAUCAACCAGGAAAACCAUUCUCAAGUUACUAGACGACAGUAUGGGUGCAGUUGCAGCCAUAGUAAUCUUUCUUUCAAGCUCUCUGUGCCUGUACCUCCUCAUAGCUCUCUUCAAUGGUCUUCACAAACUGUGGUGGAUUCCAAAUCGCAUACAGACCCAGAUGGGUUUACAGGGAAUCAGAGGUCCUUCCUACAGAUUCAUCCAUGGAAGCACUAAGGAAGUUCUCAGAAUGAAAAAGGAGGCUAUGAACAGGCCCAUGAUCAAUUUCUCCCAUGAUAUAGUAUCCAGAGUUCAGCCUCAUAUUCACUCAUGGAUCAACAUUUACGGGAAGAAUUAUCUUCAAUGGUAUGGCUGUAAAGCUCAAUUGGUCAUAACAGAACCGGAGCUUAUCAAAGAGAUACUGAACAAUAGAGACGGAACCUAUCAGAAGGUGAAGACUGAAGGCUAUAUAAAGAAGCUCUUAGGAGAUGGGCUCGUCACUUCUGAAGGUGAAAAGUGGGCAAAGAUGCGUAAAUUGGCCAAUUAUGCCUUCCAUGCCGAGAGGCUCAAAAGUAUGAUUCCAGCAAUGAUCAGCAGUGUCGAGGUGAUGCUUGAAAGGUGGAAACGUCAUGAAGGCAAAGAGAUUGAUGUUUUUGAAGAAUUCACUCAAACGACAUCAGAAGUGAUUUCCAGGACAGCUUUUGGUAGCAGUUACUUAGAUGGGAAGAAAGUCUUUCAGAUUUUGGUCAGAAUGACCUUGCUAUCAUCCAGGAAUCUUUAUAAACUCAGGUUUCCUGGCAUCAGUAAAGUUUAUAAAACCGAUGAUGAAAUCGAAUCAGAAAAGCUUGAAAAGGAUUUACGCAACUCUAUAUUAGAGAUAGUCAAGGAAAGAGAAGAGAAGGUAAUGACCAAGAAGAUAGCCAGCUUUGGGGAUGAUUUUCUUGGAUUGCUUGUAAAGGCUCAUCACGAUGCCGAGGCUAACAAAAGAAUUUCAGUUGAAGAUCUGGUGGAUGAGUGCAAGACCUUUUACUUUGCUGGACAAGAAACCACAAACGGGUUGCUUUCGUGGACUGUCUUUCUUCUAGCAAUCCACACAGAAUGGCAAGAAGAAGUAAGAAAGGAGGUGCUCGAAAUAUUUGGCCACCAAAAUCCAAACCCAGAUGGCAUCACGAAGCUCAAGACCAUGAGCAUGGUCAUCCACGAGUCUCUACGAUUAUAUCCUCCUAUACUUUCAAUGACAAGAAAAGUUGAAAGUAAAGUUAGACUGGGAUUAAAUCUCACACUUCCAGCUGAUCUGAUCUUGUUCAUCCCAGCUAUAGAAGUUCACCAUAACCCUCAAAUAUGGGGAGAAGACGUGCAUCUUUUCAAACCAGAGAGGUUCUCAGAAGGAGUUGCCAAAGCCACUAACAACAAUACAGCCGCUUAUAUGCCCUUUGGCAUGGGAUCUCGAAAUUGUGUUGGCUUUAACUUUGCCACCACAGAAGCAAAGAUUGCUCUUUCAAUGAUUCUGCAACGCUAUGCUUUCACCCUAUCGCCGGCCUAUGUCCACUCACCUGUUCAGCAUCUUACCCUUCGCCCACAACAUGGAGUUCAGGUAAUGCUGCACUCCUUGUGAAGACCAGAAACUGGCAGGGAAAAAAUAAAUGGACAGAACAGACACCAACGCCUUGGAAUGUGGUACCUGUUUUUCUCCUAUGUGUUAUUAUAAUAUGAUAGUUUGGAAGAGUAUUUGGUGAACAAUAUCUCAUAUGUCCUAUAUCCCAAUAUACAUACACUUUCAAAUUGGUCA